Messenger RNA from Anastrepha obliqua, 2311 nucleotides. RefSeq names its product forkhead box protein biniou. Gene Ontology annotation, molecular function: DNA-binding transcription factor activity, RNA polymerase II-specific; RNA polymerase II cis-regulatory region sequence-specific DNA binding. NCBI's taxonomy places the organism in Eukaryota, Metazoa, Arthropoda, Insecta, Diptera, Tephritidae. Bases 97 to 2106 code for a protein of 669 amino acids. The transcript has 4 exons. Gene Ontology annotation, cellular component: nucleus. The record is from RefSeq and is a predicted model, not a curated record. Gene Ontology annotation, biological process: animal organ morphogenesis; regulation of transcription by RNA polymerase II.
ACUCAGUUUAUGAGCCCACUUGUGUUAUAAGAAUAUAAUUCGCCGCCUUUAUUUUCCUAAUGACUAACAGUUGUCGAGUGUAAUAAUACAAAUAAAAUGAUAAAAAGCGAGGAAGUUAUGGAUUCAAACAGUCACUCGGCCAAUCUUAAUGGCCUGCAUCACUCGUCACAUUUACCUCAUCACAGCAGCAUUUAUCGCAAUCUGCCCUCGAACAUCUUAUCCACACCAAAUUUCACACCUCUCACGUACAGUGAACAAACGUCUAUGCUGCGCAUGGCGCAGGAAUCACCUGAACUGCAAGAGGAGAAGCCUGACCUCAAUUAUUUAGAUCGCAAAUAUUAUGCGACCAUGAUGACUCAACCGUCAGUUCAUGUCUCAGAGGCCGCGUCAUAUGGUCUUACAUCACUGCACACUAUGUGUGCCUCACCGAAUUCAUCAAAUGAAAAUGGCAUUGGCAUGCUGAUGCCGCCAUCACCCAACUCAUCACCACACAAUGAAGGCAUCAAAACGCCGUCGGAUGUUGAGCUGCAGCAUUAUGCGGCUACACAAAAUCGUGUUAUUGCAUCAAAAAUGGUGGACUUGGGACAGCAAAUGAAUCCGCAUUAUACGCCCACCAUAAAAUAUUGCACCAGUAAUACCAUUUUUAAUACUUCAGAGUUUUUGCCACAUAACGACAAUGACCAUCCGCCUCCGCCUUCAGCAAUACCUGUAUCCACGGAUACAGGCUCAAAUGAUCUUUUGACGCAAUCUUUGCAACGUAUACAAAAUGUCGGUAUGCCCUCAGUGUCUAGUGCGUCAGGUGUUAUAACCAGUUCUCAUAGUGUUUCUGGGCAAUUGUGUGCCACAACUGAGACGAUGUCCUAUUCGAAUAGUUCGUCACCGGCUAAGUCGGUGCAUAGUAAUCACAGUGAAGGUGGUGCGUUGGGACAACAGCAAUCCCAACAAACCCAACAACAUAAUCAGCAGCAACAACAACAACAGCAGCAGCAGCAGCAGUCAACUGCAUCAUCAACGCAGGAGCUCGCACCGCCUGAUACGACGAAAAAAUCCGGUGCCAGGCGACCGGAAAAACCCGCGUUAAGUUACAUUAAUAUGAUCGCGAUGGCGAUCAAGGAAUCACCAACGGGGAAACUAACGCUUAGUGAGAUCUAUAGCUUCCUUCAGAAAAGAUUCGAAUUCUUUCGUGGUUCAUAUGUGGGUUGGAAAAACUCUGUGCGCCACAAUCUUAGCCUCAAUGAGUGCUUCAAAAAGUUGCCGAAGGGUAUGAGUGUCGGCAAACCCGGCAAAGGUAAUUACUGGACAAUCGACCAAAACUCCGCAUACAUGUUCGAAGAUGAGGCCAGUUUACGCAGGCGACCGCGUGGUUAUCGAUCGAAACUCAAAGUAAAAUCCUACCCGAACACAAACGGUUUUUAUGCAACAACAUCAUAUGACCCCGGCAUGGACAAUGCCAAUUUCUAUGCCACACAACCGUAUGGCACAUAUGACUACGCCACUAGCAGCGCCGCCGCCACUACACCCUUCACCGAUGCUUGGAAUUCACACGCUGCCCACACGCAAGCCACGCUGCCGCAGUACUCAAACAUAGCCGCUGCCUCUUCGGUGCUGCACAGCAGCAACAACAGUGCCACACCGCCACUGGCGCACUCACUGACCUCGUCUGCGUUGAUGAACGGCUCUGGCAGCCCCUCGCACGUCACUUCGGCGGCUCUUCAAAGCUCAAAUCCUGGCAUGGAUUAUGCGACAGCCACUAUGGUGGCCGCCAAUUAUCCGUAUGCAAGUACGGCAGGUGGUGGUGGGGUCGUAGGAGGAGGUGCUGGCGCCUCUUAUAACCUUGAUAAUGGUUUACGCUCAAUGACUCUCUCGCACAUGCAUCAACAACAACAACAUCAUUCAGCGAUGACGCCGCCACCGCCACCACUACCAUCCAGCUCAACGUCAAUGGGCAGUGCUACACUUAUUGACCGGAAACCCAUCUUUUUGCCCUCCAUGGCACCACCCUCAACGGGUAAUAUGUCCACGCCUCCACUUCAUCACCAACAUUUGGUUGGAAGCACUAACGGCGGUAGUGGCGGCUACUAUGAGCAUAUAAAGUUUUCAAACUAAUGGCUGACUUAGAAAAUUAAAAUAAAUAUUAAUUAUUUACAUAUACAUACAUAUGUAUGUAUUUAGAAUUAGAGUAGAGCUUGUGACAUCACGAAUGGCAAUGCACUAAACAGUCCCUAAAAGGGUAAAUAAUUGCUAGUUGAAUUAUAAUUCCUUUCAUUUUGUUUUGUUUGUUCUUAUGAGUAGAAUUUGAUUUUUUAAGAAA